Molecule: messenger RNA, 3708 nt
Organism: Megalobrama amblycephala (Wuchang bream)
Lineage: Eukaryota; Metazoa; Chordata; Actinopteri; Cypriniformes; Xenocyprididae
Product: GTPase IMAP family member 8-like
Exons: 5
Coding region: 517-2526 (669 amino acids)
Molecular function (GO): GTP binding
Source: RefSeq, a predicted model, not a curated record
AUCUUGAUUUAAGUACUUCAGCUCACAAAAACAAACUAGGUGCUGUUAUUUGGUAAAAUACAAAGAAAUACCAAAAAAAUUAUGUAACCACAAGAGAUGUGUAAAUUAGCACAAAACUGUUGUUACGUGAAAUUUGGAACAGAAAAGCCAGUUGUGACACAGUUUUACAUUAUUUAAUGCCAUCAGAAAACUCCUCUGCAGGGGGACGCAUGUGAAUAUCACUCACAGGUCUUAUCAAAAGUGAUAGAAGUCGAUGAUAAAAUGGAGCACAGUGAAGAGUGUUGAAGAGCGUGUCAGAAAACAGUUUAGUGGGAAACUUCCUUUUGGGACGAGCAGCGUUUGACAGUGAAGCUCCUCCAGAUGUUGUAGAGAGAGUUGGAGGAAGAUUGAAGAGAAUACAUGUGACCAUCAUCAACAGUCCUCAGCUGCUCCAGACAAACAUCUCAGAUUGUGUGUGAAUCUGAUCCAGGAUCUGUGUGUUCAUACUAGAACUGUAGUAUAAAAACGAAGGAAAAGAUGAGCAGGGUGAAACAAAUUCAGCAGAAAUUAUUCAGUGAAGAUCCAAUUAAACGCACAACUGAUGAAAGCACACGUGAUGUUAAAGUGGUAACUAAAACCGGCUCAUCCGUGGACAAAGAUGACAGCAGACCUGUGCAUUCUCUCAAAGAGGGUAAAACAUACAAUAAGAGCCAUACAGAGAAAAAGGAAGAAACAGGCAGUGUUUCCGGUUUCCUGGAUAUCCUAAAACCUAGGAACAAAAGAGAGAGAAGUCCAGAUGUUCAUCGCCCUAACAUGUCAAAGCUGAAUCUGGUUGUGUGCGGGAGAGAAGAGAAACUAAAAUCCUCCGUAUCAGACCUGAUCCUGCAGCAGACAGACAGUGGAUCAAAAUGUGUGAAUAGAGAAGUGGAGAUUCAUGGUCGUCAGAUCAGUCUGGUGAAGAUUCCAGCUCUCAGUCAGAUCAAAGAGGAUGAAGUAAGGCGACACACUCUCCGAUGUGUGUCUCUCUGUGAUCCUGGAGUUCAUGUUUUCCUCAUCGUUGUUCCUGAUACCCAAAUUAAUAAUGAAGACAAAGCAGAAAUAGAUAAGAUCCAGAAGAUAUUCAAUUCCAGAAAGCAUUUCAUGCUGCUCUUCAACACAAACCUUCCUGUUGGAGACUCAGUGACAGAUUUAGUCAAAUCCAACCCAGAAACUCUGAGAUUAAUAAAACUAUAUGGUGAUCAGUACAGAGUGAUGAGAUUGGAGAAUCCAGAAAACUCAAGGCAGAUCCCAGAACUGUUGGAUUAUAUAGAGAAGAUGAAGACUGAACCCUAUUCACUUCUGAUGUAUGUGAAAGCUCAAGAGAACAGAGUCAGACUAGAAACUGAGGAGAAAUAUGAAGAAAAGAUGAAGAAAAUGGAGAAUGAAAAUAAAGAUUUAAAACAGAACAUUCCAUCACAUGAUCAAUCAGAUGAUCCAGGGGGUCUGAGGAUUGUGCUGAUCGGGAGAACAGGAAGUGGAAAGAGCGCAACAGGAAACACUGUUCUGGGAAGAGAGGAGUUUCAUAGCCAAUCGAGCACAGAUUCAGUGACGACUGUUUGUGAGAAGAGAGUUGGUGAAGCUGAUGGACGAUCAGUAGCUGUUGUUGAUACUCCAGGUCUCUUUGAUACAACACUGUCAAAUGAUCAUGUGAUGGAAGAAAUAGUGAAAUGUGUUUCACUGUCGUCACCUGGACCUCAUGUGUUUGUCAUUGUGUUGAGUUUGGGAAGAUUCACCAAAGAAGAAACAGACACUGUAGAUCUGAUAAAGAAGAUCUUUGGUCCAAAAUCUGCUCAGUUCAGCAUCGUUCUGUUCACUAGAGGAGAUGAUCUGAAGAAUGAGUCUAUAGAGGAUUAUGUUAAGAGAAGUAAGUCUGCAGAACUCAAGAAGAUAAUCAGAGAUUGUGGAAACAGAUUCCUGGCUUUCAAUAACAAUGAAAAUCAAGAGAAAACUCAAGUGAUUCAAUUGUUAAACAUGAUAGAAGAGCUGAAAAAUACUAAUGAGGGUCGAUACUUCACUAACAGCAUGUUUGAGGAGGCAGAGAUGAGCAUAAAAAAGAAAAUGGAGGAAAUAAUGAAAGAUAAAGAAAGAGAAAUGCAGAAUCAGAGAGAAGAAUUACAAACCAAAUAUGAGAGAGAAAGGAAAGAUAUGAUGAAGAGACUCGAGGAAGAGAAACAAAGAGCAGAUGAGGAGAGAAUGAAAAUGGAGAAUCAUUUCAGAGAAAAAGAGGAAAAACUCAGAAGGGAGUCUGAAGAAAGAGAAAAAACAGAACAGAAGAUUCGAGAGAUUGAAAACCAGAAACGAUCAGAAGAGGAAAAACAGCAAAAAGCUGAAUAUCAUCAGAAAAUAGAAGAAAUGAAGAGAGAGAUUGAAAAUCAGAGAUUACAGUAUGAAAAACAGCAAAAAGAAAGAGAAGAAGAAGAUAGAAAGAGAGAAGAGAAAUACAGACAAGAUCAAGAAAAGAUGAAAAAUGAACAAGAAGAACAAGAGAAGAAGAAAGACAGAAGAUAGAGGAGGAGAGACAGAAACAGAGACAUGAACGAGAAGGAAAAGAGAGAGAAUAUGAGGAAAAGAAAACUAAAAUGGAAAGACAUUAUGAAAGACUGGAGCGAGAGAGAAAAGAGGAAUGGGAGAGAAGAAAACAAGCAGAUGAAGAGAAACGAGAAGAAGAGAGAAAGAGAUGGAAAAAAAUGAUUGAAGAUCUGAAACGUGAGCAAGAGGAAGAGAAAAGGACAAGAGAAACAGAGGAGAAGAACAGACAAGAAAGAGAAGAGGGAGCGCGAGAAGAAAUGAAAAAGAAACAUGAAGAGGAAAUAAAAGUCAUGAAGAAGAAACAUGAAGAUGAAGCCAGAAAACAAGCAGAAGAACUGAAUGAUUUCAGAGAACAAAAAAACAAGAAAGAAAAGGAAAGACAAGAGCUACUACAAGAAAUUGAAAAACUGAAAAAUAAAAAAAGUUGUGUUGUUAUGUGAUCAUUUUUAAAGCACAAAUAUGAUGUGUCAUAAAAAUUAGUGCCAAUUUUAGACAACAUAUUACAAGCUUAAAAUACCUUUUUUUGUACGUUAUUUGAUUGAAAUGACAUUUGGGGAGAGAAGGGCCCAGCUAACAGGGAACCAGUUAGGGAACAUUUACAUAACUUCGACUAUAAUUUUGACAAGGUUCUCUCAGUUAUGAACAAAUGUUCUUCCAGUAACAUUAAUAGAAUUUUUGUUCAAUGUUACCAGGCCUUUAUUAAUGUUCUCAAAAGGUUAGCACAAAAACAUCAUUUGUAAAUUUUGUUUCGUAGUUGUUGUUUUUUUAUGUCAAUGUUGGAAGAAAACACUCUUAGAACAUUCUUAGAACAUCUUUAAAACACUUAAAACGACUGACUUCAAAUAAAUAAGAUUGUCUGGCUGUUUUAAAAGAACAUCCUGGAAGGUGGGGAAGUUUUGUAGCCUGUCCCAUAUAUAUUGUGCCUGACUUUUCUCUGAAAUUUAUGUAAAGGUUAUACAAGUGUUAGAAUUUAAAACACUUUCAAAACAAUGUUCCAUGAAAUGAAUUUUUGAUUAAUAUUCUCAUAAUGUUAUCAGAAAACUUCUUGAACAACAUUCUUCAAAUGUACGUUAAAUAUUAAAGAUCACUGGCUUAAAAAUUGCUUAAGGUUCAUUUCAUUUAAGGUUCAUGUAUUUAUUUCAAAUAAACAAACCUAUUUGU